UUACCACAUCCUUUCGUGCGUUUCAGAGUGUUAGCACAUUUCCUGGGUCUCGUGUCGAGCCUGUCAGACUCCGUUGCAGCCAUGGUGAGCUACUGCCCUAUCUGCGGGAAGCCCGUCUACUUCGGUGAGAAAAAGAGGUCGCUAGGCCGGGAUUAUCACCCACUGUGUCUGAAGUGCCACAAGUGCAAAAGGCAGCUAACGCCUGGCCAACAUGCAGAGCAUGAUGAGAAGCCCUACUGCACUAACUGCUACUUGAGAGAUUUUGGGCCUAGAGGUACCAGAGCACCGAUGCCUCGUACCCGUAGCACUGCUACCUCCUAAGAGCACUCUCAACUCCAGCCAUGUUCCCAAAUGCUACAGUCAUGUAUAUAUCUGCUAGACCACCAACUCCAACUUGUAGAUCUCCAUCUCCAUCUAGUAGUUCUCCAAAUCCAACUGGUAGAUCUCCAACUCCAACUGGUAGAUCUCCAUCUUCAACCGUUACAUUCCCAUCCUCAUCUGCUACCUCUUCAAAUGAUAGUGAUCAUGCUCCACCUGCAAGAUAUCCAUCUCCCUUGGCAACAUCUAAAUGGUCUCCAUCUUAAACUGUUAGAUCUCCAUCUCCAACUGCUGGAUCUUCAUCUUCAACUAUUAGCUCUCCAUCAAUAUUUGCUAGAUCUCCAUAUCCAGCUGCUCUAUUCUGCUUCAUCUGCUAGAGCUCCAUCUCCAACUCUUCGAUCCGAAUCUCCAACUGCUAGACCUAGACCUGAGUUGCAAGAUUUCCAUCUCCAACUGCUGCAUCUUGAUCUUCAACUAGUUAGAUCUCUAUUUCCAUCUGCUAGACCUCAAACUGCUAGAUCUCCAUUUCUCCAACUGCUCUCCAUUUCUCCAACUGGAUCUUCAUCUUCUGUUGUUAGGUCCCCUAGAUCUCCGAGAUCUCCAUGUCUAAUGGCUUGACCGACUUCAAAUGUUAGAUCUUUAACAGAUAGAUCCUCAUUGCCAACUUUUAGAAUCCCAUCUCCAAGAGUCUCCAAAUGUUAGAAUUCCAUUGACAACUGCCAAAUCUAAUCUAAUUUAAUGAUUAAAUUUCUAUCUUCAACCGAUAGUGCCACAUCUACUAGACCUACCUCUCGAACAACACCAACUACUGGAUCCCCAAAUAAAUCUUCUAGAUCUCCACAUUUGAGUGCUAGUUCUCCAUCCUUUCCUGCAACAUAGCCAGAGCUCCAUCUGCUAAAGGUACAGCUUCAUCUCUAUUGGAACUACUAGCUCUCCAAUUUCUUCUCUCCCUGUCAUUUUGUUUUGCCUCGCUUUCUCCAAACACCAACUCUGGUAGAAAGAAGGUCGGGCCUCUGAUGACCACUAGGCAACUAGCCUUCUUCUACCCCAAAACCCCAGACUCAUUCCUCCCUCCUGCCUCCUCCCCUCAUCCCUCCCACCCCACCCCAAUUUUGUAUAGCCUCGCUCCUGCAAUAUUGGACGGUGUUCAAAUGUGGCCACAAGAGAAUACAUGCAACAUUAAACAAAACUGCUUUAAGGGCGUCCGUGCAGCAAAUCCACUUUUUGGCUCCAGACGCUCCGUCAGAUGGUUUUAGUUUGGCCUAUGGAACUUCAGCGCACAAUUCAUUAAUCGAUUAUUUCAAAACAUGCCGUGACCUUUCUGGAGGUCUAUUUAAGCAAAUUUUUAUUACAAAAUAUUUAAGCAAAUUUUUAUUACAAACAAAAAAAAAACAAAAAACAAUGGGACAAUGAUCAAUAUGUAUAUUUUAAAUAUAGGUCUAAAGCUGACAUCCCAAACAGACAGGUUUUUUUCUAUUCUUAAUUUUAAUUUAAAUGUAUUUUUCUUCAAGAAACUGGAAAGUUAUUAUGAUUGCAAAAAAGAUUUCACCAUUCUGUGUGUGUGUGUUGUUUUAUUUUGUUUUGCCACAUCAACCAUAAUUAUUUCGUGAAUUGUUUAGUGAAUUCAUAUCUAGAGUUUAAGAUCUCAAACGUGGUAUUUUUAAGGGGAACCAAUAUUAUAAAAUGUAAGCUGUAUGAUAACUAACAUGCUAAGAAUGUAGUCUAUAUCCAGCUAGCAAGACUAAUCAUGAGCUAGUUUUGAGUUAAGCUAAUGCUAGUUUUUAUGCUAAUUCAUAAUUCAUAGCUACAAGUUGUAUGUGUGUGUUCUAGCUUGCUAUAAUGCUAGCUUGCGAAUUGGUCUGUUUACUAAAAUGCUAGUUUAUCGCUUAGCCAGUUUGCUCUCAUGCUAGUUAAGCUUUUAGUUAGUUAGUUAGCUAGUUUAGUUAGCUUUUUUUUAAACUAUAUAACUAGUCCCUGUAUUAGCUGGGAAAACAUGUAUUAUUUGGGUAUUUCAAUGUUCAUCCACUGGUAAAAAUGGUGGUUAUUUGGUGUAUGUUUUUUUAAACACUAGCUAGUGUUAUCAUAAUUGUGUCAUAAAAAUUUUAGCAAUUUAACUAUAAGUAAGGAUUUUAAAAAAUUUCCAGGAGUGCUGUUACAGAAAAUUAAUCAACGAGAGGGUGGUGUGAUACAGCUUGAUACGAAGUUCAUAUUCCCACCCUGAAGUUUUCUAUAUAUUAUUUUCCUAUAACUGAGAGUUAUAAUGUGUUUUAUUGCUCUGAAUCCACAGCAAUUUGCCAAUGCUAAAAAUUUUAUUUAUUAAAGAAUGAAAAAGAA
Molecule: messenger RNA, 2652 nt
Organism: Pangasianodon hypophthalmus (striped catfish)
Lineage: Eukaryota; Metazoa; Chordata; Actinopteri; Siluriformes; Pangasiidae
Exons: 4
Coding region: 82-321 (79 amino acids)
Biological process (GO): regulation of gene expression; intrinsic apoptotic signaling pathway in response to DNA damage
Molecular function (GO): zinc ion binding
Source: RefSeq, a predicted model, not a curated record